AUGCUUCGAGUCCAUUAUUCUGGGCCACCCGAAGCAUCCUCGCCUGCCUCGCUCGCAUCAUCUGGAGUCGUGGAACAGAGCAGCAGGAACAAGGGGGAGGAGGAUGUCUCGGAAGUGGGAGAUGGAACUCCCUGUAAGACCUGUACCGAGCUCUACAGAGGUAGAGCUCGGUACAACAUUAAAAGCUGCCCGGGCGUCAUCCAAAAUCAACAGUGCACGGUACGGUUUCCCAAGGAUGGAGUGAAAUCAUGUUUAACGUGGCGCAACUCAAAAUGCCACGAUUUUAGAAAAACGGACAGAAAUAUUGCAAAGAUAGAGCUCCAACAAGUGCAUCUGCACAUCAAAAACCGCGACACAGCUCCAUCUGUGCGCGACAAUUGUGGCCUGGAGGAAACAAAAGAUGGGGUGGAAGGACAGGGUGGAGGGUGGGUGGACAGUACAUGGGCGAUUCUCAUCAUGCGUGGCUGCAAGAUGAUUUUUCCCAGGGUCCUUGCAAGCACCUGGAAAGCUGGGUCGCUGACGGAGACAUAG
Cadophora gregata is the source of this 531-nucleotide messenger RNA. RefSeq lists its product as uncharacterized. The transcript has a single exon. NCBI's taxonomy places the organism in Eukaryota, Fungi, Ascomycota, Leotiomycetes, Helotiales, Ploettnerulaceae. Bases 1 to 531 code for a protein of 176 amino acids. The record is from RefSeq and is a predicted model, not a curated record.